Messenger RNA from Doryrhamphus excisus (bluestripe pipefish), 2403 nucleotides. It is a transcript of the gene ephx5, whose product is annotated as epoxide hydrolase 5. The record is from RefSeq and is a predicted model, not a curated record. Lineage: Eukaryota; Metazoa; Chordata; Actinopteri; Syngnathiformes; Syngnathidae. Gene Ontology annotation, biological process: epoxide metabolic process; arachidonate metabolic process. Gene Ontology annotation, molecular function: epoxide hydrolase activity.
AGGAGGAGCCUCUAAAAGUUGUUGGCCUUGGUCGACUGUUGCAGUUGUUUCUGUGGUCUUUGCGCAGUUUAGAGGUGCUCGUUUUGACGCGGGGAAACGUUCAUCCACUAGUUGGCGCAAUUUAAACGGAUUCCAUUAGGUGCCAAUACCUUAUUUUGCCUUCCUCUAGAAGAGAUUACAGUGAAUUACCUCUGCUCUACUUGAGAUUACUGAACCACACGUGGGCGUUUUGGAACAAAAUGCAACGAGUGCAGUUUUUGAAAGACUCAUUUGCUGGUUUGGAUGCUUUCCAAAAGCAGAUCAUGAUUGGGACAAGUGUGGCUGCAGGGGUUGUGCUGCUGUACAUGCUGCACAGAAGACGCCAAAAAGUCCAAACUAUUCCUCUUGGCGAAGGAUGGUGGGGAGCAGGCGAGAGGCCACGGUCAGAGGAUGACAAGAUCUAUUCCUUUGAGAUUCAAACCUCAGAUGAUGAAAUUAAGGACCUCCAUGAGCGCAUUGACAAAGCCCGCUAUGCUGAUCCACUGGAAGACAGCGGCUUCCACUAUGGGUUCAAUUCAACGUACCUUAAGAGUGUGGCUUCCUACUGGAGACAUGAGUUUGAUUGGAAGAAACAAGUGGCAGUGCUGAACAAAUAUCCACACUUCAAAACCAAAAUAGAGGGAAUCGAUGUUCAUUUCAUCCAUGUGCGUCCUACUCAACACAAGAAUCAAAAGGUUGUCCCACUCAUGCUUGUCCACGGCUGGCCGGGCUCCUUCUUUGAAUUCUACAAGAUCCUGCCACUUCUCACAGAGAACCACAAUGGUAUUACCUUUGAGGUCAUAUGCCCAUCUAUACCUGGCUAUGGUUUCUCUGAGGCGCCUCAUAAACAAGGCUUCAACACUCUGGCUGCUGCUAGAAUUUUCCUGACGCUGAUGGAGCGCUUAGGGUUCUCCCAGUUCUAUCUGCAGGGAGGAGACUGGGGCUCCUUCAUCACCACUAACAUGGCACAGAUGAAACCUCAGUGUGUGAAAGGCCUCCAUUUAAACAUGUUUAAUAUAAGAAAAGGGUUUAAAGUGAUGUUGUCCCUCCUGAUUGGCCCAUACCUGCCCUUCUUGGUGGGCCUGUGUCGUGAAGAUGUCCGCCGCUUGUUCCCGUUCUUUGAAAAGCAUGUGUGGGAAAUCUUGAAGGAAUCUGGGUACUUUCACAUUCAGGCUACUAAACCUGACACAGCAGGCUGUGGAGUGAAUGACUCUCCUAUAGGCUUGGCUGCCUACAUUCUGGAGAAGUUUUCCACUGCGACUGAUAUGAAGAACAGAGACCUGGCUGAUGGAGGACUGGAAAAGAAAUUUAGCCUGGAUGAUCUCCUUACAAACGUCAUGAUCUAUUGGACCACAGGCUCCAUUGUCUCAUCCAUGCGCUUCUACAAAGAACACUUCAGAGGGAAUCCAGAAAAAAGAGUGGAUGCAAGGACAAAUAUAUUUGUUCCCACUGGACUGGUUGCUUUCCCCGGAGAGGUGAUGCAUUGCCCUAAAUCGUGGGCCCAAAUCAGGUUUCGUAACAUUGUCUCAUACACGUUCAUGCCUCGUGGUGGUCACUUUGCUGCGUUUGAGGAACCUCAGCUGUUCACCACUGAUCUCAUUCAGUUUGUUCAAAAAGUGGAGAAGCUUUAAACGUGCAUGAUUUUGAAAGCGUUUACUUUAUUUCAUAUACAUUUCAGUUUCCUCUGUGGAUAAUGUUUAAUUCCUAAAAAAAACAUUGGAUGCCUUUGUAUCUAUGAGGGUUUUGGUGAUCCAAAUUUGGAUUACAGGUUGUUGGUGGAAGUUUGUUUAUUCUAAUUGGUCUCAUCUUUUGUAUGUGAUUGGUAGGUGUUCAUAAUGGGUUCUUAUGUUACUUUGUUUCUAAGAUCAUGCAAUGAGAUUUACUCUGGGCACAUUAGAAUGUUAAGCGCACUCAAGUGCAUCCAAACAACAGUGAUAUUAUACACUGGCACUUUCACAUCAUGCUUUAAAUGUCAUUUACAUGUAUUUUUUGUCAGAUCUCCUUGAAAGUUAUUUAAUUUGGCACCAAAAUAGCAGUUGGAAACUGAAACAUGUUGACAUGUUUUUGCAGCAUUGUAGGAACACAAACUGUUCAUGCAUGUUUUGGUCUACCUGAUUUGUUGCGAAUGGUAAAAAAAUCUGUGAUUAUUGAGACACCCUUAAAAAUGUCUUUUUGUCAAAUGGUUCAUUGCUCCUAGUUCACACGCUCCUGCUUUUCUGACGUUGAUGUAAUCAUUUGCAAUAGGACUGUUGCAAUUAUCAGACAAGAGUCAGCUCCAGAACCCUUCUUAUCUGUCUUCGAUAUGCUUCACAAAUGUACAUUGUAUGUACUCACCACUAAUGACUGAUAAUGUAAGAUGAUAGAUGAUAAAAAGAUUGAAUUGGA